Molecule: messenger RNA, 1809 nt
Organism: Aspergillus nidulans FGSC A4
Lineage: Eukaryota; Fungi; Ascomycota; Eurotiomycetes; Eurotiales; Aspergillaceae
Gene: ugp1
Product: UTP glucose-1-phosphate uridylyltransferase
Exons: 3
Coding region: 135-1679 (514 amino acids)
Biological process (GO): UDP-alpha-D-glucose metabolic process; glycogen biosynthetic process; trehalose biosynthetic process
Molecular function (GO): UTP:glucose-1-phosphate uridylyltransferase activity; uridylyltransferase activity
Source: RefSeq, a predicted model, not a curated record
UCCUGUCCAUCUUCUCUUCUCUUGUAAUUCUCUGUCCCCUUGGCUUUCGCCUCUACAUCCCUGUCCAUUUGCCAUUGGAUCACUAAAUAUCUGCUUCAGUCUUCUCCGCAUACAACACAUCAAAAACACACACAAUGGCUACAAAAGAUCUGCCUACUCAUCUGUCCUCAAACACGGGGUUCGGCAAGCACCAUGGCAAGACUCAAUCUCAUAUGGCAUUCGAAAAUGCUUCCACCAGUGUUGCCGCCUCCCAGAUGCGUAAUGCCCUGAACGCUCUCGCUGAGACUGUCCCCGAUCCUAACGAGCGCAAACGAUUCGAGGCCGAGAUGGACAACUUCUUUGCUCUUUUCCGCAGAUUCCUUAAUGAUAAGGCCAAGGGUAACGUCGUCAAUUGGGACCGUAUCGCCCCUCCCCAGCCCUCACAGGUCGUCAACUAUGACGACAUUGGCAAGGAAUCGUCUGUCGAGUUCCUUAACAAGCUCGCUGUCGUCAAGCUCAACGGUGGUCUCGGUACCUCCAUGGGUUGCGUCGGUCCCAAGUCCGUCAUCGAGGUCCGUGAGGGCAUGUCCUUCCUGGAUCUGUCCGUCCGUCAGAUCGAGCACUUGAACCGCACUUACAAUGUCAACGUCCCCUUUGUCUUGAUGAACUCGUUCAACACCGACCAGGACACACAAUCCAUCAUCAAGAAGUACCAGGGCCACAACGUCGACAUCAUUACCUUCAACCAGUCUCGGUACCCCAGAAUCAUCAAGGACUCGCUUCUGCCUGCGCCCAAGUCCUUCGAUGCUCCUCUGCAGGACUGGUACCCCCCUGGUCACGGUGACGUCUUUGAAUCACUGUACAACUCCGGCACCCUCGACAAGCUCUUGGAGCGCGGCGUCGAAUAUAUUUUCCUGUCCAACGCCGACAACCUGGGCGCUGUUGUUGAUACCCGCAUCCUGCAGCACAUGAUCGACACCAAGGCUGAAUAUAUCAUGGAAUUGACCGACAAGACCAAGGCCGAUGUCAAGGGUGGUACUAUCAUCGACUAUGAGGGCAAGGUCCGUCUCCUUGAAAUCGCCCAGGUGCCCAAGGAGCACGUCAACGAGUUCAAGUCCAUCAAGAAGUUCAAGUACUUCAACACUAAUAACAUCUGGAUGAACCUUCGCGCCAUUAAGCGUGUUGUCGAGGAGAACGAGCUCGAAAUGGAGAUUAUUGCCAACGAGAAGUCCAUCCCUGCAGACAAGAAGGGUGAGGCCGACCAGGCCAUCUACCAGCUUGAGACUGCUGUUGGUGCCGCCAUCCGUCACUUCAAGAACGCCCACGGUGUCAACGUUCCCCGUCGCCGCUUCCUUCCCGUCAAGACUUGCUCCGACUUGCUGCUGGUCAAGUCCGACCUCUACCGCCUCGAGCACGGUCAGCUCGUCAUGGACCCUAACCGAUUUGGCGGUGUCCCCGUCAUCAAGCUCGGCUCAGACUUCAAGAAGGUUUCUGACUUCCAGAAGCGCAUUCCCAGCAUUCCCCGUAUCGUGGAGCUGGACCAUCUCACCAUCACUGGAGCCGUCAAUCUGGGCCGCAACGUGACCCUGAAAGGUACGGUAAUCAUUGUAGCUACAGAAGGCAGCACGAUCGACAUUCCCCCAGGUUCUGUACUGGAAAACUGUGUUGUACAGGGCAGUCUUCGCAUUCUCGAGCAUUAAUUGGCCACUGAAGCCAAAAUGUAUCUAGCUUUUUAAUUACCAAUUACCUAUUACCUUCUCAACCUGUCGAAGUGAUGCUAUGGCAUACAUAAUGAUUAGCUCAUGUGGAUCAGUUAAAUUAGUAACAAUU